Pocillopora damicornis (cauliflower coral) is the source of this 2823-nucleotide messenger RNA. RefSeq names its product DNA helicase MCM9. The record is from RefSeq and is a predicted model, not a curated record. Lineage: Eukaryota; Metazoa; Cnidaria; Anthozoa; Scleractinia; Pocilloporidae. Gene Ontology annotation, cellular component: MCM complex; nucleus. Gene Ontology annotation, biological process: double-strand break repair via homologous recombination. Gene Ontology annotation, molecular function: ATP binding; single-stranded DNA binding; ATP hydrolysis activity.
UUUGGCGGGGAACUUGUUACUUUUGGGAGAUGCGUGAAAAUGAGAGGAAGUAAUAUCGAUCGUCAUUGAUCUGAUGAGUAAAUCGUUGUGAUCUCUUUCCAACAAGAGGAGCGAAAUGUCUCAAGCUGUUCGCCGCGAGGAAAAUGAAUAUAUUGCAAUAUUCCAAGCUUUUCUCGAGGAACAUCACAAAGAAGAUAUCCUGAACGUUCUCAUGGCUGACGACCCGUCAAGCCAGUACUGCGUUGUUGUCAACGUAUUAGAACUGUUUGAUUCUAACAUUGAGGUCAGUCAAAAGCUUCUGGCAGAUCCGAACAAAAUGCUGCCCUUGUUUGAUGGUGCACUGGCUCAGGCAGCUGUUUCGAUUAUGCAGGAAAGUACAACUCAAAUUUCCAUGUCGUUUAAAGCGCAUUUGCACGUGAGGCUUUCCAAUCUUCCCAUCUGUCCGGAACUUCGAAGAGAUAAGAUACCUAAGACGUCAGACAUCGGUCGUUUUCUAGCUAUUUCAGGAACUGUCAUUAGAGUAUCAACUGUAAAACUACUAGAAUAUGAGAGAGACUACAUCUGCGCUCGUUGUAAACACAUCUUUGGAGUACAAGCUGACUUUGAACAGUUUUACUCAAUUCCCAAACCAAGCAAGUGCCCUUCAUCCAAGGAAUGUAAUUCCAACAAAUUUUCUUGCCUGUCAGAUGGUGCAUCAGAGCCAAAGAGUUGCAGGGAUUAUCAAGAAAUCAAAAUACAAGAACAAGUUCAGAAGCUUGCAGUUGGUACCAUUCCACGUUCAAUGUGGGUCAUUCUAGAAGAUGACUUGGUAGAUUGCUGUAAAGCCGGGGAUGACAUCACUGUGUGUGGUGUCGUAAUGAGAAGAUGGAAACCUGUUUUUCCUGAUAGCCGAUGUGAUCUUGAGGUGGUUUUUAAGGCAAAUCAUGUAUCUGUGAACAAUGAGCAGAAAGCAACAGUUUUAGUUACUGAAGAACUAAAGCGAGAGUUUGCAGAGUUUUGGGAAAGAUUUAAACAGUCUCCUCUUCAAGGAAGAAACCACAUCCUCUCAAGUUUCUGCCCACAAGUAUAUGGCUUGUAUGCCGUCAAGCUUGCCGUUGCUUUGAUUCUGAUUGGUGGGGUACAGAGAGUGGAUGCUUCUGGAACACGAGUUAGAGGGGAGUCACAUCUUCUGUUGGUGGGAGACCCAGGUACAGGGAAGUCCCAGUUUCUAAAGUAUGCUGCAAAGAUCAUGCCUCGUUCAGUGCUGACAACAGGAAUCGGCUCAACAAGUGCUGGGCUGACUGUGGCUGCUGUAAGGGACUCAGGAGAAUGGCAGCUGGAGGCAGGGGCACUGGUUCUUGCAGAUGGUGGUCUCUGCUGUAUUGAUGAGUUUAACAGUAUCCAGGAGCAUGAUAGAACAUGUAUUCAUGAAGCCAUGGAACAGCAAACAAUAAGCGUGGCAAAAGCCGGAAUGGUGUGCAAACUGAGCACAAGAACAACAGUGUUGGCUGCCACGAACCCAAAAGGGCCUUACGAUCCGUCAGAAUCUCUUAGUGUCAACAUCGCUGUGGCCAGUCCAUUGUUGAGCAGAUUUGAUCUCUUGUUGGUCUUACAUGAUGCAAGAAAUGAAGAGUGGGAUAGAAUUGUAUCAUCGUUCAUUUUGGAGGGUAAAGGCCUCUCUACAACAGCCUCUUCAUCAGAACCACUUUGGAGCAUGGAAAAGAUGCAAGCUUAUUUCUGUUACGUUAAAACGCUGAAGCCUCAACUCACACCGGAAAGCAACAGAAUCUUGAGCCGUUAUUAUCACUGUCAACGGCAGGCAGACCUUCGCAAUGCAGCACGGACCACCAUCAGGUUACUGGAAAGCCUUAUAAGGCUAGCACAGGCGCAUGCGCGCUUGAUGUGCCGUGAAUUCGUUACUGUACAGGACGCCAUCACUGCUGUCACUUGCGUAGAGUGCUCUAUGCAAAAUAGUGCCUUAUUAGGCAGUAUGAACGCUUUACAUACCAAAUUCCCGGAUGACCCUCAAGAAGAGUACUCGCGCCAGGCCAAGCUCGUCCUAAAGCGAUUGCAGCUUAAUGAUAUGGUGGCAGCUAUUGAUCAAGCACAGACAACUGGAGCCGGGAACAAUUCUUACGUUAGCGGAAACGACGUUGAAAAUAAUAAUCAGGAUGCGCAAGUCGAUUCGCGCGCCAAUGACAAGGAUAAAAAGAACAGUUCUUCCAGUGAUGAAGAAAACUAUAAACUCACCAAUGACAGCAAUGUCUCUAAAGAUUUCACCGAGUUAUAUUCUCCCGACCAAUUAACAGGAGUCUUUCCAAUCGCAUCUUCGAAUGUUGGAACGGAUACUCUCACGGAAAGUGUUUUAGAUAAAGUGUCAGUUUGUGAAAAAUCCGUACGAAGCAAAGAGACAAACAACAUAAACAAUUCAAACGGGAGGACCUCCUUAAGAAACCCUUCAGCUUUGAGAACAGUUUUAAACAGCAAUGAAAAUGUCAAUUUUGCAAGUAGUGCUAACGGUUCACGUAUAUCCUCGUUCUCGUUGGAAAAAAGCAAAAACAUAAUUCAAAUGUUUUCAAAGAAACCGGUUAUUGAAGCUACGACAACUGUUACGCGAAAUAGCAGCGGAGCCCCUCAGAAAGAGAACUGCAAUAUUUUUACGACAGAGGAACUCGAUGAAGCAGAUCUUGAGGUAGAAUGGCCCUCUGAUGUUCUGUCUUCGUGUGCGAAGGAAGGGAACGGUAAUUCAAGAAACGUGUUAAGAGUGACAAACAAGACGUACAAAUAACUUGAUGAGAUUUAACUCGAAUGGAAAAAGAAAUUUACUUUUUAUUCUACGAAAAA